AAUCCAUCGGAGUAAUUUAAAAUAAUGCGGAAGCCUUUUUAAAGUCAAACAACUUGGGAUCUUGCCCGAAAACGUAAUAAGCAUUAAAGUUAAUUAAAUAAAGCAUAAUCAACAGAUUAAAGAGACAGCCACGCCAUCGUACAUCUCCUCCUCAAUGCCCUCUAGGAUCGGCACUAGGUUCAUCUGUCUGAUCACCUACGGACAGCAAAAAGGAAAGAACGCUAUCCGCUCAGCAUUGACGCUGAGUGGUACUCCAUUGUAGCACAAGAAUAAACAUAAUAAUUCAACAAUUAAGAUCGUGCAUAUGUUUAUCCUUUUAAUAAAAAUCAAUUCAACUUUACAUUCGGUUCUUUAGACGGUUGACCAACAGUCAACUUAUUUUCUUUCUUUUCAAAACGAUUUAAGUGUUACGGGUUUCUCAUGAACUCUUUGACCACCGGUCAAACCAAUUUAGACUUUCACCAAAGUCAAACCACUUAACAUUUAAUGCCUAUGACGGAGAUAGCCUCAAUCCGUAAUACCGAAUAUGGCCUCAAUUCGGUGGAGUUUCGGUGAAGGGAGUGGAGAAGAAGGUGUGGGUAUUUAUGAGAUCAAGAGGGGCACUAGCUUCUCUGUGAAGAUCACAAACUAUGGCGCAACUGUUAUCUCUGUCACCCUCCCUGAUAAACAUGGAAAAGUAGAAGAUGUAGUUCUUGGAUUCGACUUCGUGGAGAACUACAAGAAUGACACAACUUAUUUUGGUGCCAUAGUUGGGCGGGUAGCUAACAGGAUUGGGGGAGCAAGAUUCAAACUCAAUGGCACUGUGUACAAAUUGCCAAACAAUGAUCAUGGAAACACUCUCCAUGGAUUUCCCGGGGAUCUUGAUGUGAAGUUGACGUAUAUGUUCAUCGGCGAAAACAAGCUUGGCGUGAGAAUGAAAGCCAAGGCAGUGAACAAGGCUACACCAGUAAACCUGGCAUCACACACCUACUGGAAUCUCAGAGGCCAUGACAGUGGGAAUAUCUUGUCGCAUAAGAUCCAGAUAUUCGGCUCCAAGAUCACUCCUGUCAAUGAUAAGCUCAUCCCCACAGGUGCCAUUGAAUCAGUGAAGGGCACACCGUAUGAUUUCCUGCAGCCACAGGCAAUUGGGACCCGGUUGGAUGAGCUACCCGGUGGAUACGAUAUCAACUACGUAUUGGACGACACGGGGUCCACAAAUUUGGGCAUGGCUGCCGUGUUGGAACUGCUGGGUGAGCUCCCUAGUGGCUAUGACAUCAACUACGUGUUUGACAGCCGGGUGCUAAGGAGUUUGAGCAUGGCUGCGGUGGUGGAAGAGGGGAAAUCGGGGCGAAAAAUGGAAAUGUGGACUAACAUGCCAGGGGUUCAAUUCUACACAAGUAAUUCGCUGAAAGACACCAAGGGGAAAGGCGGAUUCGUGUACAAAAAACAUGCGGCUUUGUGCUUGGAGACUCAAGGCUUUCCAAAUGCGGUGAACAACUCGAAUUUCCCUUCGCAGAUUGUGAACCCGGGGGAUACGUAUGACCAUGUCAUGGUUUAUAGGUUCACUGCUCAUUAGAUCAAAUACAUAAGCAGAGUUUUCUUGUGUGCUAUCAACCGAUUUUACUUGUCUUUUCCCUGCAAGGCCAUAAAAGUCUCUUACAUUAAAAGGGUGAAAUGGGU
Messenger RNA from Cuscuta campestris, 1659 nucleotides. NCBI's taxonomy places the organism in Eukaryota, Viridiplantae, Streptophyta, Magnoliopsida, Solanales, Convolvulaceae. The record is from the annotation of a GenBank genome assembly.